Molecule: messenger RNA, 1308 nt
Organism: Caenorhabditis briggsae
Lineage: Eukaryota; Metazoa; Nematoda; Chromadorea; Rhabditida; Rhabditidae
Exons: 6
Coding region: 1-1308 (435 amino acids)
Source: RefSeq, a predicted model, not a curated record
AUGGCAAAUCUCGACCAAUGGAAGCAACUACUCGCCAUGUCCACCAAAGUCACCGAAACCGAGAACAGCGAAAAUUUCCAGAAAGAUUUGAAGGAUAUGCAGGCGGCAACCGAUGCCAUGAAGGGAAAUAAGGCGGAGAACAUGCAAUUCCUGGAAUUGGCGAUGCGAGAGGCUGUCGGUGGUCAAGAGGGUCCGUGCCUCUUCACACAAUUCUUCUUGCUGGGCGGCGACGAUCCGGAGACUUUGGUGGAUUCGCCUGCCAAAAUUGCUGCUGCCAAGGAGCUCGCCGACCAACUCGAGGACUAUCUUCUUCUCGGAAACUUUGCCGAGCAAUUCCAGCAAGCCAGCGGGCUGAAGGCGUUGGCCAACUUGACGUGCUCCAAAAACGAGGAAAUCCGCCUACUGUACCUUCGCCUGGUCCCCCAACUCGCCGAGAAUCGUCUCGCAUUCCAAGAAAUGCUCGUUGAUUCUCCAGUCUUUGAGAAGUAUCUCCAGAUGCUCGACGACUACAAAACCAUGAAGCCAGCCAUCCUUCUCGCCCUUCUUUCAGCCAUUUCAGCCAUUAUCAGAGGCUCCAAACCCGCGUUUUUGAAGUUCCACAAGGCCAGAGGAACUGAUAAGGUGCUGACGAUUGUGAAGCUCGUCGAGGAUGAUAAGUGCGCCGUUCGUGCCGCCUAUCUGCUUUGGAGCAUCAAUGAGAGCCUUUCGGACGCCGACUUGGGCUACACUGGUCGCUACCCCGAGGAGAAUGACGUCACCGAGGAGGAGUACUCCGACGAAGAAGCGCUCUACAGAGAAUUCAAAAAUUCAUCGAAUUUAAAGAAAUCGACGACGCAGAAGAAACGCAAAACGAUUUCCAACAGAAUCAAGUCCAAAAAGCCGAUUGGCAAGGAUUUCAAACCACUUGUGGAGCUUCGAAAUGUGCUCUUCAGCGCGUAUUUGGCACUGAAGGACCGGAUUCCACAGAUGGAAAUGGAGAGAGAGGAGGUUGGAGAGGAGGAUUUCGAUGAGGCGGUUUAUGAGUUCGCGCAGGAGACGUUCCAGAAGAUUCGCUCCAUCCUCCUCCGCGUCGACCAUCACGACGUCCUCGACAAAACCAAGACCCUGAUGGCCGAUUUCCUGAAGACGUCGAAUCGCGCCAAGAAGCAACGAGGAAGAAAAGUGAAGCUGACUGCGGACCCCGUCGCCAAGAGAUUCGACAUUCGUCAGUGGUACUCGAGGGAUGAGAUGUUCGAAAUUUUCAAGGCCAGCGACAAGGAUAUUAAGAAUCUGACCGAUGCGGUGAAGAAAGUUCAAUUGAAGAAGUAG